AUGUUAAGGUGGUCUAUAAUGCAGUCAACAAGCCCAAGUGUUUUUGUAAAUAGCAGCCGAGAAGGAAUUUCUCGUGUGAGGGCUGGAAACUAUGCCUAUUUAAUGGAAAGCACUAUGCUUGAAUAUUGGAUUGGCGAAGAUUGUCAGCUUCAGACAAUAGGAGGUCUUCUUGACUCGAAGGGGUAUGGAAUUGCUCUUCCUAAAGGCUCACCAUUACGUGAUAUAUUUUCUCAGGCAAUUAGCUUUAUAAAAUUUUGA
Meloidogyne enterolobii is the source of this 258-nucleotide messenger RNA. NCBI's taxonomy places the organism in Eukaryota, Metazoa, Nematoda, Chromadorea, Rhabditida, Meloidogynidae. The record is from the annotation of a GenBank genome assembly.